Molecule: messenger RNA, 5158 nt
Organism: Lucilia sericata (common green bottle fly)
Lineage: Eukaryota; Metazoa; Arthropoda; Insecta; Diptera; Calliphoridae
Product: protein RUFY3
Exons: 8
Coding region: 507-3140 (877 amino acids)
Cellular component (GO): cytoplasm
Molecular function (GO): metal ion binding
Source: RefSeq, a predicted model, not a curated record
CAUUCACACCAACCACCACCACUUACAAAUUCACCACUUAAAAAUGCAAAAAGGAAACAGGGAAAUGUGAGCAAAAAACACACCAAAGAACUUAUACGUGAAAUAAAGUUUUCAGUUGUAGUUACAUAUUGGUAAAAUAUACAAGGCAAAAUAGAAAAAGAAAAUUUAACUCGAUUACUAAAUAGAAAAAAAGUGAAAUUUAUUUAAAAUUAUUAUAAAAUUUUUAUUUUAUUUCCGUUUAAUAACACAAAUAAGUUCAAUUUAAUUUUGUUAAAUAAACCCCUCAAAUUAUACUACAAAAAAUUCAACAAGAAAAAGUAAAAGUAGAAAGAAAAAGGAUCAGGAUAUUUGAACAGAAAUUAGUACCUUAAAAAAGAAUACAAACAAAUAUUUUGUGAUUUUGAAUCAUUAAACAAGUAAAAUCUGUUUUGAAGGCAAAAAUAAUUUUGUUGUAAGAAAUCAACAAAAAAAAAAAAUUUGCCACAUCUGAAGAAAAAAUUACGAAUAUGCGUGCUUUGGUCGAAGAUACAAAAAAACUAAGCGUGAAUAAUAACAAUAACAAUAAUAACGAUAUUGCAAAUAGCGAGGUGACAACUACAAUUGCAAGAAACUCUAGCAAAACAGCAAGUGCAGCAACAAAAAAAUUAAAUACAAAAAUUGCCACUAAAACAAAUACGCAGCAGCCAGUAAGUAAAACUAAAGUGGCUGCAGCAACUAAAACAACAGUGGCAACAGUAGCAAAACCUUCAACAGGGCUAAAGACACCAAAUACAGAAAAACCAACAGCAGCUGCAGCAGGUGAAGCCGCAGCUAAAACGUCAUUUACCAAUAAAACGUACAAAAUGCAACAGCAGCAACAACAACAGCAACAAACGACAAUAACUAGUACCACCAAUACCAAUACUAAGGCAGGAAAAGCUGCCGCAAAUUGUCCUUCACCUCCAACAACCGGAGUCAAAUUGCGUACCAAGCAACAGCCACAACCUAAAAAUGACAAGAAAGAAAAUCACAAUAACAAUACCACAACAACUGGUCCAACCACAACGUCAUCAACAACAAUUGCAUUGCCCAAAGCAGCACAUGCUAAUACCACUGAGGAAAUUGCCGGUGGUGUACAGGAUACAAUUUAUUUGUGCAAUUUUCGCGUCUCGGUCGAUGGUGAAUGGUUGUGCUUGAAAGAAUUGCAGGAUAUCGAUAGUAAUCCCGCUAUCUCGAACUCUGAUGGACGCUUAGCUGGCAGUGGUAGUGGUGGUGGCGGUGGUGUUGGAGGUCAACGACCCUAUUCGAUGUAUUCGCAAAAGCACAAACGCUAUUCGGCCGGUGAUCGUAGCUCGUAUGGCGGUGGCGGCGGUUUCGAGGAUAAUGGUAUAUUUGCAUUACACAAUUUUAUAGCUGGUCGUCGUUUGUAUGAUGAACAGGGUCACGCUUUUCAUACAAAUAUGCUUACUGCACCCCAUGCACGAGAAAGUGGCUUUAUUGGUGUUUUUGGUGGUGGUGGCGGGGGUGCUAGUCAAAGUUCGAAUGAAUGGUCAAAUCUUUCCCGUGAUCCUGCUGAAAUAGAACGUAGUAAUUUGGUAAAUAUUUGUAAAUUGGUGGUAAAAGAAUUACUCGAACAAUCGGUGCGCUAUGGACGUAUGUUGGACUCUGAUCAUUUGCCCUUGCAACAUUUCUUUAUUGUUAUUGAACAUGUUUUGGGCCAUGGUUUGCGUACGAAAAAGGGCCUCUUGGGUCCUCGCAAAGAACUCUGGGAUCUUUUACAAUGCGUUGAGACCUAUUGUCCCGAGGCUCAGGAUAUAACUGCCAGUGUACGAGAUUUACCAACAGUACGCACUCAUAUAGGUCGCGCACGUGCCUGGUUGCGUAUUGCUUUAAUGCAGAAAAAACUCUCGGAUUAUUUACAAGCUCUAAUAGAACAUCGCGAAGAUGCUUUAUAUGAAUAUUACGAACCACACGCUUUAAUGAUGAGCGAUGAGAUUGUCAUCAUAAUGGGCAUUUUAGUGGGUCUUAAUGUUAUCGAUUGUAAUUUAUGUGUUAAAGAGGAAGAUCUUGAUUCUCAACAGGGUGUUAUAGAUUUUUCUUUAUAUUUACGUUCUAGUUCUCGUAACAAUGACAAUGAUAAUGACGAAGAAUGUAAUCAGACAAGUGAUGCUAAUGGACAAGGCAAUAUGAUUGCUGUUUUGGACCAAAAAAAUUACAUUGAAGAAUUAAAUAGACAUUUGAAUGCAACCGUAGCAAAUUUACAAGCCAAAGUUGAAUCGUUAACUACCACAAAUGCUCUUAUGAAAGAAGAUUUAGCUAUUGCCCGCAAUAGUUUAUUAGCUUUACAAGCGGAAAAUCAAGCAAUGAGGCAAAAUUCUCAAAUAAAUGCUGGCCCACCUUCAAUUAACUCAAACCAAAGUGACAAUAGUUCAAAUUCCAAGGAAAAUGACAAAGCUGUAGUGGAAUCCCUAAAAGCUGAGCUAGAAAAGGAAAAAAAGAAAUCUUCGGAAUUAGAUAAAGAAUUAAAAUUACAAAUCUCUCUUAAAGCAGAAUCAGAUAUGGCUAUGAAACUAUUAGAGAAGGAUAUACAUGAAAAGCAGGAUACUAUUGUAUCCUUGAGAUUACAAUUGGAUGAAAUAAAACAAAUCAAUUUGGAAAUGUAUCGUAAAUUACAGGAAUGCGAAGCCGAACUUACACAAAAGGGCGAAAUGGUGGCACGCCUACAAACAAAAGCCUCGCAAAUUGGCAAUAUUUUACAAUCGUUAGAAAAGAAAUACGAACAGCAGCAGAUACAAUCAACCUCCGGCUCAUCGUCAGCGGCCGAUAGAUCUCCCAGCACUAGACGACAACAAAAUCUUCAAAAAUUCGAAGCUUUAACCAAAAAACAUAAACAGGAUAUUGGUCCGCCUAUGAAACGUUUACAUUUGAAAAUGGAUGGUAUACCGCCCUUCAAUCCCAACAAUUAUCGUAAAUCACCUUCAACAACGGAAAAAUACCAUGAAUCUAUAGCCGAAGUAAAGACACCUUUAUCGGCUAAAUCGCUAAAACUUUCCGAUGAAGAGGAUAAUACUGGCAACACUAAUAUGCCGCCUGCUUCGCUACCCAAUAAUGCUGUGACCAAAACUGAUUAUCUUUUUAAAGAGGAAAAGGCAGCUAAUUAAGUCAAACAGAAUUAUAUUUUUUUGGUUUUUGUUUGAUAUUUUAAACGCAUUUAUUGAAAUUUGCUGAGUAUUAUUUUUUUUAAUUGUUUGCAAAAAUUAAAUAUUUUGUAAAUUUAGGCGAUACAAUUAGGGUCAGUUGGAGAUUUUUUAAGAGUUAUGCGUUAAAUGUUCAAAAAUAUGUAGUAAAAACGUAACAUUUUGUAAGGUUAUUACUUAUAUUUUGAGAGUGUUGUUUCGGUAUAAUUUAAAUGAUUUGCAAGAAAUUACAUUAGCAACUAAAGUUGUCUGUCACUGAUUUUUGGUACAUUUACCGAGAAUCUAAUAAUCUUCAAGUUCUUAUUGAGAUAAAUCCAUUUAGAUCGGAUAUGUUACGAUUUAUAACUAUCACUAGAAGGAGAGUAAUUGGGAAAAUUUACACGCGGAGUAUAUGUAGUUAAAUAGUAUACUUGUGAUAACAUAUAUUUACAAGCCAAUCCAGAAGUAUUAUACGAUCUUGGAAGUCAAUUUAAAAGAUCGUAAUCCUAUAGAUUUUACCAACGCGUUGUCGCCUUAGAAGGUUCCCCUUAUUUGAGGAUAACUUUAACGUAUUUGACAUUGUCAUUUUGACUAAAAAUACAAAAGCGUUUAACGCCUCGUUCCUCGCCAUCUACUCCUUCGUUCGACCGGUGUUAUUAAUAUCUCGUGGUUUGGCCUGGGCAACUCCUCCAUGGCUAACUGGCUAUCAUGCUGAGGAUAAUCUUUUCUAAAAGUAGGAGAAGCUUUAUCUGCGGUCUGACUGUUAACAUCUCCAUCUACUGAGUGACACUGGUUUCACCAAAGAAGUCACUCGAUAGUUCCAGAAAUCCAUCCCCCUUUAAGUCAGUCCUUCAUUUGCAACAAUUUUGGCAUGCAGGAUCGUGUCUUCGUCCCAAGUACUGUCCAAUUUCAUCUUCUCUCAUCGACUGUGACGUCCGCAAAGUCCCUAUUUGAAUACAGGUCGACCAAGCCACAAGUCCUGUCCCUUCCAAAAUAACAGUACAAAUGAAUUAAUGUUAUUGAUAACGACAACUCAUUACCAAGUAAAGUAUGAUUUUACUACAUUACUUACUUUGAUCUUAAAAGUGGAUCUAUAACGUAAAUCCCAAACGGUAAGGCCCUUAGUAAACAAGAGUGAACCCAGGAUUGGUAUUAUUACUUUAUUUUUUUGGAAAUAACGAAUAUUCUGAAUAUUUAAUUCAUAAUGAAAUGUAAAUGAUCUAAGCACCAUUUAGAACAUAUAAAAUAUUUCUAAAUAUAAAGUUUCAACUGCAGCUAACUUAACGCCUAAUAAAAAAUACGUUAAGAAUGAAUAAAAACUUUAACUUUAUUAAACUAGAUAACAAACCUACAAAUGGAUCGAUUUAUUUUGAUUACAAUUUAGGCUUUAUCUUUAUUUUUUCUACAAUCUUUGAUAUAUUGAUUUAAAAAAUUAACAUAAAACUUAUAAUUAAAAUACUUAAGAAUGUAACGCCUUUAUUAAUAAAAGAAAUAAAAUAUUAAAAGAGAUAUUACGAGAUAUUAUAAUUAGUUAAAUGUAUGAAACGUAAAAAAAACUACUACAAAAAUGAUAUAUGAACAACUUGUAGGUCCUAUAUAAUCUGGUAUAAAUAAAGUAAAUAAAAUACAUUAAACAAAAUCUAUAUAUACAAUACAUACAAUACAUAUAUAAUAAAAAGCCUAUUUAAAAUUCCAAAAAGUAAAAUGUUGAAAUUUCAAUAUAUAGUAUAUGAAUGUAUUGAAUGAAAAUGUUUACGAUUUAAAAUAAAUUUAGAGACAUUGUAGUUUUGAAAUCUUAUUUAAACAAAGAUACAAGAAACAAAUAUAAAUUUUAAUUGAGUUAAUUAUAAUAUAUGUAUUAAUUUAGGUUGUUUUAAUUUUUUUAAUUAUAAAAAUCAUCUAAAGCUUUAAAAUUGUAACAUGCUUCAACUAUAUAAAAUUAUACAUUAAUUACUACUAAAUCCCCUAUAUACACAUGUGUAUUCUUAGAUAUUUCUUUCUUU